CCAGACAGUUUAGCUUAGUUAACGUUUGAACGCCGCACGAGUGCAUCGUUGAAUGCUCUUCUAAAGGAACUCGUACAUUUCCUUCGUGAGAAGUUCACUCUUUCAAUUAGCCGGACUUUACUUUAACUUGCUUUUUACUUUUAACUUAUUUUUAACCUUAACACUGUUUGCUAUUAUCGUUGGAAAUUAUUUAAAGGAAUUAUGGUCCAGGUGUGGGAAACCGUUUUAGUUCUAUUGGAUACAUUGCUGCUUCUGCUGAAAAUACUUUAUGACAUUGUCUUAGGAAUAUACAGAUUAUGUAUACCAGUUGAAGAGAAAAGCGUAAUCGGCGAAAUUGUAUUGAUUACAGGUACUGGACAUGGUAUUGGUAAAGAAUUAGCAUUAAGAUAUGCAUCAUUAGGAGCAAUCGUUGUCUGUUUGGAUGUAAAUGAAGAAGGAAACAACGAAACAGUAAAUGAAAUAAACCAAAACGGCACAUUAAAAGCUUACGGUUACAAAUGCGACGUAUCGAACAGAGAAGAAGUGCUUAAAGUAGCUAAAAAAGUAAAAGAGGAAGUAGGAGAUGUGACAAUUUUAAUUAAUAAUGCUGGUAUAAUGACUUGUUUAACUUUAAUGAAUCAUACACCCGAGCAAAUUAAGCGAAUAUUCGAUAUCAAUGUGCUAGCACAUUUUUGGAUUUUCCAAGCUUUCUUACCUAGCAUGAUUCAAAGAAAUUACGGUCAUAUUGUUGCUCUUUCAUCGAUAGCUGGUAUUUUCGGCCAAUGCAAUGUAGUUCCUUACUGCGCUUCAAAGUUUGCAGUAAGAGGGUUGAUGGAAGCAUUGUACGAAGAGUUACGAUCGAUGAAUAAGGAAAAGCCACUAAAUAUAAAAUUCACAACAGUUUAUCCGUAUAUGGUCAAUACAGGACUUUGCAAAAACCCAUAUUACAGGUUCAAAAACCUACUGUCUUUGGUUUCAACAAAACAGGCAGUUGAUGUAAUAGUUAAAGCGCAACGGCAAAACACCAAAGAGAUUUCUAUUCCCGCAUAUUGGCGUUAUGUUAACAUUAUUUUGAGGUGUGUUUCUACCAUUUACAUGCAUAGAACGCAUAAAAGACUUUCUAAAUGCUGGUUUAAAUGCAGAAUGUUAACGAAUAUUUAAUAUUUUUGUAAUAGGUUAUGUACGAAAAUGUUUAUUUUACAAUACAUAAUAAUAUUUUUUGCUAAUUUUAAUCAUAAUUAUCAUCUUCAAUUACUUCUUGUAAACUUAUAAACUUUCUGUGUAUCUGUAAUUCCUUUAUUAUUAAAUAUAGAUGUAAUUUUUAUUAUUUAUCGUUAGUAAUUUGUAAAGAUUUAAUUAUAAAGGUAAUAAUAACUCGUGUAAUAAGUAAAAUGUAA
This is a messenger RNA of Bombus impatiens (common eastern bumble bee), 1376 nucleotides long. It is a transcript of the gene Ldsdh1, whose product is annotated as short-chain dehydrogenase/reductase family 16C member 6. The coding region runs from base 202 to 1140 and encodes 312 amino acids. Lineage: Eukaryota; Metazoa; Arthropoda; Insecta; Hymenoptera; Apidae. The record is from RefSeq and is a predicted model, not a curated record. Gene Ontology annotation, cellular component: lipid droplet. Gene Ontology annotation, molecular function: oxidoreductase activity, acting on the CH-OH group of donors, NAD or NADP as acceptor. The transcript has 8 exons.